Messenger RNA from Anopheles maculipalpis, 1300 nucleotides. Its product is annotated as ethanolaminephosphotransferase 1. Gene Ontology annotation, cellular component: Golgi apparatus; endoplasmic reticulum membrane. The record is from RefSeq and is a predicted model, not a curated record. The transcript is spliced from 6 exons. Gene Ontology annotation, biological process: phosphatidylethanolamine biosynthetic process. Bases 6 to 1277 code for a protein of 423 amino acids. Lineage: Eukaryota; Metazoa; Arthropoda; Insecta; Diptera; Culicidae. Gene Ontology annotation, molecular function: ethanolaminephosphotransferase activity.
ACAACAUGAUCGGCAUUAAAUAUCUCAACGAUGCCCACCUUAAGGGGUUCGAAAAGUACAAGUACAACUGCGUUGACACUAGUAUUCUUAGCGUUUAUGUUAUGCACCCGUUCUGGAACAAGGUCGUUCUAUUUUGUCCCCGAUGGAUAGCACCCAACCUGCUUACGUUCACCGGCUUUCUUCUGACGGUGGUGAAUUUCUUCCUAAUAGCGUAUUACGAUUACGAUUUUCGGGCGGCCACCAAAACUCCCAUACCCAUACCGAACUGGGUAUGGAUCUUAGCAGCGAUCAAUCUUUUUGUAGCUUAUACUUUAGACGGUAUCGAUGGCAAGCAGGCACGAAGAACUGGAACCAGCGGGCCGCUGGGCGAACUGUUUGAUCAUGGUCUCGAUUCCUACUCGGCAGUACUCAUACCGAUCUACAUGUUCACCAUAUUCGGUGCGGCUGAUCUACCGCCGGUACGAAUGUUCUUCAUCACACUGAACGUGUUUCUUAACUUCUAUCUCCCGCAUGUGGAGAAGUAUCUUACCGGUGUAAUGUUCCUGCCAUGGGGCUAUGAUUUUGUUAUGUGGGGAGUUUCGAUAACAUUGGCGAUCACGGGAAUUUUCGGUGCGGACUUCUGGCAGAUCCCAGUGUUUGGCAUGAAACCUUGUCACAUAUUCGAGCUAACGCUUUACGUUUCCGCCGUCAUUACUAGUCAUCCUAUUAUUAUAUAUAACGUCUACAAAUCUUACCGUGACAAAACCGGUAAAAUGCGAACAUUUAGUGAAGCAAUUCGACCACUGGUACCACUCAGCAGUCUAUUUAUCCUGUGUACCGCAUGGGUGCUAUGUUCCCGAAACGGAAUCAUCAAUAUGGAACCACGGCUGUACUUUAUAAUGUGUGGCACACUUUUCUCCAAUAUUUGUUGCCGACUAAUUGUAGCACAAAUGUCCGAUACGCGGGCAGAUCUUUGGAACGGGUUGCUCAAUUUACUCUGUGCAGUUACAUUCUUCACUAUCCUACCGUAUCCGGCACUUGGAUUGCCCGACCUGAGCAUCCAGAUCGAACGAUACCUGCUCUACGGACUAACGUUCUGCGUAACGAUCGCGCACAUUCACUACGGUGCAGGAGUAGUACGGGAAAUGUGCCACCAUUUCCGGAUCCGUUGUUUCAAAGUAAGAUCGGAUGCUAGUAAACGUACCACCACCACGAAUACUAAUAACCUAGAUGUUAACCGUAAUGGUAGCUAUCCUAACAAGCAUCAUCUUAACCACCGCCAGACCAAGUCCAAGUAGUGUGGAAAUGCUCUGUAGAGAAA